AUUUUCGCAUUUUGUUAUAGCAGACUUUAAAAAUAGGAUGACAAGUUUACCUACCGAAACAAUAGGUUUAGCAAAUAUUAAACAAGCUCAGCCAAAUCUUCUUUAAAAACAUAGUGAAUUAGUUUCUUAUAGAGGCUUAGAGCUAGUUAAACAAGACUCUUUUCUAAUGCAGCUGGUCCACCACGCACGAGUUGCAAACACAGUUGGAGGCAUUUUUUUUUGGAUUGUUCCGUUAUUUAUCUAACUUUUUAUAUUUGUAUUUAAUAUACAAAUAUCAGUAUUUGAUUCUGUAUGCCACGUUUAUUUCUUUUGGUAAAUUUCGCGACUAUAAAAGCCAAGAGAUUUGACUAUAAUGUUACAGUUAUUUGGCUGCCGAAUUUCGAAAUGCUGCGCUUCAGUUUGACACUUCUCGCCAUCAGCCUGACCUUGGCUCAAGUCCACGGAGCGGUCGACUAUUGCAAUGCAACGCUUUGUGGCACUUCCACAAACAUUGGCUGCAACAACAAUGGGACGUGGUCAACAAAUUGCCCCACGAGCCCAGCGCCGUACCUCAUCGCCAUGAACUUGACGAUGCGCCAACAUUUGGUGAAGCUGCACAAUGUGCGACGCAACAAUAUUGCUCUCGGAAACCUGCCCAGAUACGAUACGGCCAAGAGAAUGGCAACGAUGCGCUGGAGUCCACAGCUGGCAACGCUUGCCGCACUCAAUGUGAAGCAAUGCCAGAUGAAGCACGACGCAUGCCACAACACACCGAAGUACAAAAUGAGCGGACAGAACUUGGCCUUCAUUUCGUAUUCGGGUGCCUCUUCCAGCCAGACGAAUGCCGCGCUCCUUACAUCGUCGGUGACCAUGUGGUGGAACGAAAGACUGGAUGCCAACAAGAGUGUCAUUGCGAAGUAUCCCUCCGACUGGACUGGACCUGAAAUUGGACACUUUACCGUAAUGGCGCGACAGAAUAAUGUUGCUCUCGGCUGCGCAGCUGCCAGAUAUGUGACCAGCGGCAUGAACAACUUUCUGCUGGCCUGCAAUUAUGCCACCACAAACAUUGUCGGCAAUGCCGUCUAUGUGGCGGGCACCACAGCUGCCGGCUGCACCACGGGCACCAAUGUCAACUAUCCUGGUCUCUGCAAGGUGGCCGAAGUCUUCACCUACUAGGAGACAUCUAAAACAAUAAAAAUCCUGAUGUAUACAA
Messenger RNA from Drosophila sulfurigaster albostrigata, 1192 nucleotides. Its product is annotated as antigen 5 like allergen Cul n 1-like. NCBI's taxonomy places the organism in Eukaryota, Metazoa, Arthropoda, Insecta, Diptera, Drosophilidae. The transcript has 3 exons. The record is from RefSeq and is a predicted model, not a curated record. Bases 292 to 1155 code for a protein of 287 amino acids.